Messenger RNA from Manis javanica (Malayan pangolin), 1814 nucleotides. It is a transcript of the gene CLDN4, whose product is annotated as claudin 4. The record is from RefSeq and is a predicted model, not a curated record. Lineage: Eukaryota; Metazoa; Chordata; Mammalia; Pholidota; Manidae. Gene Ontology annotation, cellular component: membrane; bicellular tight junction. Gene Ontology annotation, molecular function: structural molecule activity.
GAUCUUUAGUCUGAGAGCAGGAGCUCGCCUGGUCACACUCGCUUGGCUUGUGCUUCUGACUCUCAGGAGAGACACCCUUUGGCUUCUGACUCGGAGAGGAAGAGGCACUUGGUGGCUGACUUGACUGUCUUUGACUUGGGACUCACAGUGAAAGGCCUCCCCCGUGUCCACCAAGGGUCCAUCCUCUGUGCUUGGAUUUCUGCAGCCUCCAGGGCCAGAUCCCCAUAGCCCUCCAGGUCGUAGACACCAGGAGACGUGGAACGAUGGCCUCCAUGGGGCUACAGGUAAUGGGCAUAGCUCUGGCCGUGCUGGGCUGGCUGGGCGCCAUACUUAGCUGCGCGCUGCCCAUGUGGCGCGUGACGGCCUUCAUCGGCAGCAACAUUGUCACAUCGCAGACCAUCUGGGAGGGCCUGUGGAUGAACUGCGUGGUGCAGAGCACCGGCCAGAUGCAGUGCAAGGUGUACGACUCGCUGCUGGCGCUGCCGCAGGACCUGCAGGCGGCCCGUGCCCUCAUCGUCAUCAGCAUCAUUGUGGCCGUGCUGGGCGUGCUGAUGUCUGUGGUGGGUGGCAAGUGCACCAACUGUGUGGAGGAUGAGAGUGCCAAGGCCAAGACCAUGAUCGUGGCGGGAGUUGUAUUCCUGCUGGCCGGCCUGUUGAUGAUGGUGCCUGUGUCCUGGACGGCCCACAACAUCAUCCGCGACUUCUACAACCCCCUGGUGGCCUCGGGCCAGAAGCGGGAGAUGGGUGCCUCACUCUACAUCGGCUGGGCAGCCUCGGGCCUGCUGAUGCUCGGUGGGGCUCUGCUCUGCUGCAAUUGCCCACCCCGUACCAACAAGCCCUACUCGGCCAAGUAUUCUGCUGCCCGCUCCGCCCCCACCAGCAACUACGUGUAAGGUACCACCGUUCAGCUCACCAUUGGCUUUGUUUCUCCCUGGACCGAGCUCAGCACAGCCUGUGACCCCCAGGAUGGCCCUGCCACAGAUGCAGGCUGCUGCGGGAAAGGGGGGCUGGGCAAGCAGGGACUGAGCCAGGUUGUUGGCCGGCAGCUCUCAGCUCCUUCUGGCCCUCAUGGACACCUUCCCAAGGCCUGCUCUACACCAGCAAGGAUGGACAGAAAGCAACUCCCGUCCCACCCUCCUCUGACAGGCCGAGGCUACAGGAGAGGGGGGUGGAAGCAACAGGGUGUGGCGGCUGAGCUAGCGCCUGCUGGCCAAGACAGUGCAGCCCUGACUUGGCUUGGGCUCUGCCUCUGAGUGGGUGCCCUGCCCAUGCCCAUGUUGGUCCCUGUUCUCUCUUUGAUUGUCCCCACGAACGCUGUCUGCAUCCUCUGGGUGGGUCAGCAAGCACCCAGGCUCGGCCUUGCCCAUGGAAACCUGUGGCCUAUGAGUAUGGCCAGGACCUCGCUCACCCACCCUCCCAUGGAGCACAGUGUUGACAGAGAGUUGAUGGACAGGUUUGGGGGGAGGGGUUAAGGUGCUACAAACUGGUUUGGGUAGUGGUGGGGGAGGGGGACAAAGAGACAGCCCAGGCUGCCUACACCCUUUCCACCCCACCCUGCAGCUUCACAGCUGGGUCUCAGCAGCCUCAGUGGACAGACCCCGGGCCCCCUGACACUGGCCAUCUGUGUAUCUGCAGCCCCUGCUGAGGUCAUUGGCCAGCCUGGGGAGGAAUGGGGAAUGGUCUUUUUCUGGCCCACAUCCCAGGAAGUCCUGGGGCUUUUCCCUGCUUCCUCUGGUUUGUUUGUAAUUUAGUAAGAUCUAUUCAUCAUGGUAAUUAGUAUUAUUUUCUACAAUAAAUGGAACCUGUGCACAGGA